Gopherus evgoodei (Goodes thornscrub tortoise) is the source of this 3324-nucleotide messenger RNA. RefSeq names its product family with sequence similarity 120B (gene FAM120B). Gene Ontology annotation, cellular component: nucleus. Lineage: Eukaryota; Metazoa; Chordata; Testudines; Testudinidae. The coding region runs from base 117 to 2216 and encodes 699 amino acids. The transcript is spliced from 11 exons. The record is from RefSeq and is a predicted model, not a curated record.
CUGGUGUGUGUUUCCUGGCCGUUGUGACCCGGGACCAGCCCCAGGAACAGGCCUGUACCGGGCCGUGCGGGCUUGGCGACAGAUUGCUCAGAGAAUUCGUCUUAAAAAGAGCAACUAUGGGCAUUAAAGGUUUGCAGUGGUUUGUGGCAAACGCUUGCCCUGAUGCAUGUACAAUGGUAAAUCUGAAGGAAAUGGCAGAAAAACAUCACAUCAGUCAUCCUGACUCCUCUCCUGUAAUUGUGGUAGAUGCCAUGGGUUGUAUUCGACACUGGUACACACCAGAAUCCUGGGUCUGUGGUGGCCAGUGGCAAGAGUACCUUGCUAAUUUGCAGGAUUUUAUUAAAGCUUUUAUGGCAGUUGGUAUCAAGCUGGUGUUCUGCUUUGAUGGUGUGGUAGAGCAGAAAAAGAGAGACGAAUGGGUCAAACGAAGAUUGAAGAACAACAAAGAAAUAGCCAGAAUCUUUCAGUUCCUCAAAUCCUAUAGACAACAACCAGGGAGAGGGAUGUUCUUUAUUCCUUCAGGGUUGGCAACUUUUACACGCUUUGCCUUAAAGUCUCUUGAUCAAGAAACAAUAUGUUCAUUGCAAGAGGCAGACUAUGAGGUGGCCACUUAUGGGCUGCAAAAUAAUUGCAUGGGAAUUCUUGGACAAGAUACCGACUAUCUCAUCUAUAACACCUCUCCCUAUUUUUCUAUUAAUAAGCUCUGCUUGGACAGGAUGGUCACUGUUAUGUACUCUAGAGAAAACCUCUGUCAUGCACUGGGCCUCAACAUAACAGACCUCCCUAUUUUUGCUUGCCUGCUUGGGAAUGAUAUAGUUCCAGAAGACAUUUUGGAGGGUUUCUGGCAGAAAUGUGUAGCUUCAUGUCCUCCAAAGAGCCAGAGCUAUGACAAAAGGGCUAACAUAAUUCGAGCUGUAGCAAGCUACAUAUCAAGAAUUCCAUGUUCAUAUGGUAGCCUGAAAGACUUGGAAGAAAUGCUACCUUUGGCAUCAGACAAGAAAUUACUUUACAGGGGAGUGGAGUCCUAUCUCUUGCCUGGCCAACAGUCUCCAUGGCUUCCCCCCAGUGUAUCAAAUUCUCAAAUUCUCAAGCAAGAAACAGCCAUAUGUCUAGAUCAGGAGAUCUUUCAGCUAGCUAAAGAGCAACACGUCAGAGCUGAAAAUUAUAUGGUGUACAAUGUCCUCAGUAAAGGAGAGGUUGAAUGCAGCAAUACAUUGGAAGAUGAACUUGAUACAGAACUUCCUGGACAGGCACUUAUCUACCGUCCAGUUCGACAACAUAUUUAUUCUGUUCUGCUGCAGUCCGGAAAAGACACCUGUGGAACCUAUCCUAUAGUAAAGGAGUGGUUUGUGUACUUUGGGAAUCCAAUGGAGCAACCAGACCUCAUACAACCUAUACAGCUUGACAUCCCAGGUGGAACACCUAGUUUGAGAACAUUGUGGCUCACUAAAGGACCAGAGGUGCAAACACUACGGUAUAGCGUGUUUCUGGCAUGCUUUCACCUUCAGGACAUGGUGGAGGAGUUCCAGUUGCUGGACGCACCUGUUGCGGCUGUCUGCUGUCUGCUGAUUUACCUUACCCUGCAGGUGGACAGUCUCUCUCUGGAGGACUUGAAUGCAUUUGUGGCUCACACUCUGUGCCUUCAGGGGAAGUCAGCUGCUCAGCUAGCAGGUUUGCAGCUUGCCCAGGUUGAUUCCAGAGCUGUACAGCUUGGUUCUCUCUUCAUUCGUGGUCUUACAACUUUGAUUAUGGCCAAUAGUGCCUGUGGCUUUCCAAUGAAUAUGGAUGAUUUGAUGCCCUGGAAGGUGUUUGAUGGAAAGCUUUUUCAAGAGAAAUAUCAGCAGUCACACAGAGGGAGUUCUUUGGAGGAGCUCUUGGAGGGCAAUGGAUCUUUGCACAUGCAGUUCCAGAAUCUGAAGUCAUUCAUUUGCAAGGCUUGUGUGGUAAAGAAAAGAACAAUUCAGAGCAGACAACGAGGGAAUGGAUUUAUCACAGAAAUGCAAGAAGGAGGAAGGGAAUGUAGCUUCCAGCAAGCACACACAACUUCUUUUGUUCCACCGUAUCAUAGUCGGAACAGGGGAUUCCAGUGGAGAGGUCCUCAAUCUUACUUUUAUGGGUCUGAGGCCCAACCUUCAGGUAGAGGACAUCGAGACCAGAGGAGACAUCGAGGCCAGAGGAGAAGGUUCCAGCUUGCUCCCCGGCUGUUUGUAUUUUAGAUGGCCGAGAUGACUUUGUCCUUGACUGGAACUGAAUGAAAAGUGAUAAGAAGACAAGCUAUGUUUUUAUAAAGUACUAUACAUUGAAUAUAAUAAAAAUAAUUUCAGUAUUGCUAUUGUACCAUCAAGAAAAUGAUGUCAAAUUGAAUACACAUUUUAAAAUUGGUGAUGGGAAGGAUUUAGUUACAAACACAUUACCCUGACUUCAUUCAGUGUUUCCAAUCUCAUUUCAUUUUGUACCUGUGAUACUUCUUUUUUCAUUGCUAAUUUAAUGUUUAUAAGAGUAUGUGUUUGUGUUCUGAGGCAAAUUUUGAAUUAGUUAAUUCCCAGUUCCACAGUGAUGGGCACCCAAGCCUCACGAGCACACAUCAACUGGCACAGGCCAGCCGUAGGCUUUUAAUUGCAGUGUAGACAUACCCUAAGAAGUCUUCCCAACCAACUGUGGAUAAACCUUUAUGCCACAUAUGCACACAUUCUAUGUAUGCCACAUCUUUUACAGAAAAAGUAUUUUAGAAGUAUUUCAGAUAGCUUUAAAUACAAAAAAUGUGUUUUUUUUAAAAUAUCUAUCUCUCUGUAAAGUCAGGUGGCUCAAAGAAGAGGAAUAUUAUAGCUAAUACAUUUUAGAAAUUUUUAAAAAUACCUUUAAGCUCACUCAUGUCUCUUCUAGACACAAAACUGUUCACAGCUUUAAAGUCUCAUUCUUAGAUCUUUCAGAGCAAAAAUGAGUGCUGUGUCCCUAUUGGGAAACCUAGUAUUUCCUUUUUCAGUCAUGUAAUGGUCCCAUUUCUGGCCCUUUGCAGUAUUAUACAUCAAACCUUAAACCAGUCAUUGACCAAGAAGAAAAGAUUGCUCAUCCUAGGCCUGGGGCCUCUGUAGUUUUGGAGGACAUUCCAAAUGUGGGGAAGGGGACAAAACAAAUAUUUCUCAUAAAAAUUCAUUUUUUGUCAGCUGUUUGAAGCACAACAGUUGAAAUGAUUUUACCACGUGUGUGUAGAAUGCUCAAAAUGGUCCAACCAGAUAUAAAUUAGUGGACAGUGCACAGGUGUGGCCAUAGGCGGCAGGUUAUAUAUAUUUGGGAUGCCUGAGCACCAGGAAUAUUCAGGGCUGG